Manis pentadactyla (Chinese pangolin) is the source of this 1758-nucleotide messenger RNA. It is a transcript of the gene IMPG1, whose product is annotated as interphotoreceptor matrix proteoglycan 1. NCBI's taxonomy places the organism in Eukaryota, Metazoa, Chordata, Mammalia, Pholidota, Manidae. The record is from RefSeq and is a predicted model, not a curated record. Gene Ontology annotation, biological process: visual perception.
AUGGACUCCAAAGAGCUGGAAGCAGGGAAGCUCGUGUUCACAGCAGCACCGCCCACAACAGCCAAAGGCGGAAACGGCGCAAAGCUCAUCAACAGAAGGGCUAUUUUUGUUUUUUGGAUUUUUCUCCAAGUUCAAGAAACCAAAGAUGUCUCCAUGAAAGUACACCCCUCUGGAACUCAAGACCCAGCCAACACCCCACAAACUGACCGGAAGUUCUGCAGAAAUGUGCAGAGGUCAACCAUGAGGCAAAUAUUCCAUUUGGCAAAGCAUCAAGCAAAAAAAUCAGCAUUUUUCCCAACUGUGGUUAAAAUCUGUCCGCAGGUAUCCUUAGGACAGAUUUUAGCCAGUCUGCAAGCUUAUUACAGAUGGAGAGUAUGUCAGGAAGCAGUGUGGGAAGCAUUCCGGAUCUUUCUGGACCACAUCCCUGACCCAGGGGAACACCAGGACUGGGUCGGCACCUGCCAACAGGACACCUGCCUCUUUGACACUGGAAAAAACUUCAGCAACUCCCAGGAGCGCCUAGAUCUUCUUCAGCAGAGAAUAAAACAGAGAACCUUCCCUGAGAGAAAAGAUGAAACAUCUACAGAGGAGAUAUUAGGGGAGCCUGGUCUUAGCAGCGUCUCGCUAGGGCCCCUCCUUCUGCCUCAGGACCACACGCCCCUCGGGGACCCCAGGAUGCCCACAACAGAAAGAGAAGAAGAAUCCACCCAGGUAGCCAAGGGCCCACAGGGGCAGAGGGCGGAGCUGAGCCUCCCUCUGGCGACCCCGAGGGUCAGGGCGGAGCUCGCUGACUCCCUGCGCCCAUCUGCGCCCGAGCUAGCGGCCCCCUCCCGGCUGCAGAUGCAAAAGGUAUUUAAGAAACUUCCAAGAUUCAAAGAAAUCCAGGUGUUAGGAUUCGUAAGAGACCCUGAGGAGGCAGGAAGCCCUGCAGGUGGCCUCCCGUCUUUUGAUUCCAACCAAAUUGGAAGUGGAGGCGUCCCUCCUGGAACGACAGAGGAAGACAAGCAGCCAGAAAAGGCUCUCACGGUUGCAGACCUCAGAAGGCUGAUCAUGAAGACCUGGGGGGACGGACCCCUGGAUGUGGGGACAGUCCGGCUCCCUGAUGAAACUGCUGGGCCCUCCUCAGGCCCCGACCCUGACUCCCAGUCAGCACGGCGCCCACUCCCUGCUGGCAUCACCAAGAAGGCUACUCUGAGCCCAGGGCUUCCUCCUGGCCAACCCAGGCUUGAGACAGAGGAUGGAGCAGGCACCAUGCACCUGGCCAGUCUCUUCCCACAAAGCCCCUAUCAGAUGCCCACGCACACUGACAGCCCUUCCCCAGGGGACCUAGGAAAGGAGCUAAAACCACCAACACCCUCAGCUGCCACACAGCAGCCGCCUCCUCUGGGAGUCGGCCGGACAAGCGCUCAUGGACGCCAGACCCAGCCAGAGACCGGAGGGCACAACGCCGGGUCAGCUCAGAGCCCAGACCCAGGGGCCCUGUCAACCAGCAGCAGGAACCGUGCGCAGGACCGAGCUUUGUCCCCAAACAGCUCUUGGCCUCCCCGCACCAGGACCUCCACCUCCGCGUCAGAUCUGCCUUCCCUUGCUGCGUCCAGCACCUUCCCUCCCACUGAUGAGAGAGCCACAGACAUAAUGCCCAACGACCAGGCGGCACCGACCCCAGGGCUAACGUCCCCACAGACGAUGAUUCUGCCACCAGCCGAGCGGCUCUGGAAAUUUCCCACUUGUCUGCAGCUUCAGAAGGCAGUGGGCUAA